[Torrubiella] hemipterigena is the source of this 1773-nucleotide messenger RNA. The record is from the annotation of a GenBank genome assembly. Lineage: Eukaryota; Fungi; Ascomycota; Sordariomycetes; Hypocreales; Clavicipitaceae.
AUUUGGACACGUGCAAUUGCCAACAAUCUAAAGGCAUACUGCCCCAAGAGGACGAAGUUUCACAAUCAUCGCAGCCUGCAGAGUCUACUUCAUGGAGUCCUAAUGACGAAACCAUCGGCACGACACUUAGACGCCAUGCAAAUCCAGGCGCGCGAUGCGUCGUCACCUAUCGUCAUGGCCCAAAUAAUCGUUAUUCGGCUCAAAUUACCGAUAUGGAGAAACAAAUACAACCUAUCCAGAGCAAUAUCGGCUGGGAUAUCAGUGUGGUGGAACAAACUCGACAAUCGCCGGGACUCACACUCGACAUACCCUUCUUAAAGCCACCAGCGCUAUCCAAAUAUAACGAGACAAUUGUAUUAUUCCACUUGAAGUUCGACCUCUUAUACCAGCCGAGUAGUAACGCAGUACUCCUAUUCAACAAAUCUCGUGAGGAAGUAUAUGUCGAUUCAAUGCCGAGCUCUACGAGAGAGCAUAUACUUCCGGCGCAAUCUUUCUGCGAGCUCCGUCUCGGCACUUGGAAAUUUUCCAUACUUUUACGAUCAGCCGAAGCCGAAGCUGAACAGGCGUUCUUAUAUCUAACAACUUUGCCCAGAACAUCAGCUGCUACAAUGCAUAGCACAAUGAUUGCUGGUUUGAAGCGGUCUGCCGAUGAACUUAAUGACAGUCAACUUGUUACUACUUCUGGCUCGAUGGACCGCUUAGGGCCGCGCAAAUCAAUAUCAACCGACCUAAUAACUCCUAUGGAAGGCCUUGCUAGCGGCGAUGUCAUGGUUGUUGAUACAUUAGAGGGUUCUUACAAGCUCCUCUGCGUGAAGGUUAUGGUGCAGCGAGGAACGACCAAAGUCAUGCGAUGUCGGCAUUCCAAACGUCAAGGAUUCCAAGUUGCUAAAUUCCCCAUCACCCCGAAUCCCUCGCCAUCAUCAAUAAGAAGAGCCGCUCUAAGUUGGCUUCACGAGAGGCAAAUUAUGAGACGAUUGGAUCAUGAAAACAUUAUGAAACUGCUGGAAUGGGACGCUGAGUAUUUUCUUCUUAUCUUUGAAUGGCUUCAAAGCGAUCUCAGACAAGGUGACUGGGCCAAGUACAACGAGCCAGAGCAACUGUUAUUGCUCCGUGGCAUAGCCCAAGGCCUCUCGUACCUUCACAAAGAAGGUAUCAUUCAUAAUGAUAUCAAGCCAGAAAACGUUUGCUAUUCAGCACGGACUAGAAACGUCAAAAUUAUUGAUUUUGGCCUCGCGUCCCGAUAUGAAGAGCGCGGCGCAGGUGGUACGCAUUGGUAUAUUCCGCGAGAAGCCCUUGAUCCGCAGAAGUAUACCCGUGGCUAUAGAGGCAAGCCGGGUGAUAUCUGGGCCUUUGGUGUCACGGCCUUGUAUAUUACAAAAGAGAUGGCGUUUCCUCGUACCCGCGAUCAUGGCUUUUGGAACAUCGGCAUGGUUGGCAAAGAAGGCAAAGACGACGAAGGAAUGCGAACGUGGAUGAAGACGCUAGACGGGGUCACAUCAUCUAUCGAGGGCAAACUUAUUGACCCUGACACGUCUGACACCCGACGAACAAUCCUCGCCAUUAUCUUGGACAUGUUUAAAGAGCGGAAUGAACGGAUCACAGCACAAGAGAUAUCAGAGAGACUGGCACAUCUGUCCGUCCAGGAACAGAGUCAGCCUCGAUCCAUAACGGCAUAGACGGAACUGACAGGAAAAUGUACAAACUUGGUGAUGAUAUACGGAGCUGGCAUAGAAGUGUACAAACUUUGUAUGAUGACAAAACGGAAGACGGAAA